Talpa occidentalis (Iberian mole) is the source of this 958-nucleotide messenger RNA. It is a transcript of the gene EMP3, whose product is annotated as epithelial membrane protein 3. The transcript is spliced from 5 exons. Bases 344 to 835 code for a protein of 163 amino acids. Lineage: Eukaryota; Metazoa; Chordata; Mammalia; Eulipotyphla; Talpidae. Gene Ontology annotation, cellular component: plasma membrane. The record is from RefSeq and is a predicted model, not a curated record.
AUAAAAGUGCCGGUAUAUAUUCAGAGGAGCAGAGGAGAAUCCAGGAGAGCGCGAAGAGAGAGAGGAGGAGGUAGAGACAGGCAGUGAGAACAGACAGAGUGAGACAAGAGGCAGAAGGACCAAGAAAGAGACAGGGAGAGAGAGAAAGAAAAGGUUCCGGGAUUGGAGGGAAGGAGGGAGCAAGUCGAGUCGGUGGGGCGAGCGCGCGAGCGAGCGAGGGAGGGAGGAAGGCAGCGAGGGAGGCGGGGGGCCUCGGAAGGGUGGAAGGAGGGAGGAGAAGGGCGGGGCACGGAGGCCUGAGCGAGGGACGAGACUCCGACUCUGACUUUCUCAGCCGAUCGACAUGUCACUCCUCCUGCUGGUGGUCUCUGCUCUCCAUAUCCUCAUUCUCAUCUUGCUUUUCGUGGCCACUUUGGACAAGUCCUGGUGGACCCUCCCUGGGAAGGAGUCCCUGAAUCUGUGGUAUGACUGCACAUGGAACAAUGUCAACAAAACGUGGACUUGCAGUAACGUCAGUGAUAAUGGCUGGCUAAAGGCAGUGCAAGUCCUCAUGGUGCUUUCCCUCAUCCUCUGCUGUCUGUCCUUCAUCCUGUUCAUGUUCCAACUCUACACCAUGCGUCGAGGAGGACUCUUCUAUGCCACUGGCCUCUGCCAGCUGUGCACCAGCGUGGCGGUGUUUACCGGGGCGCUGAUCUAUGCCAUCCACGCGAAGGAGAUCCUGGCUAAGAGCCCGCCGGGGGGCAGUUUCGGAUACUGCUUCGCCCUGGCCUGGGUGGCGUUUCCCCUCGCCCUCGCCAGUGGCGUUAUCUACAUCCACCUACGGAAGCGGGAGUGAGCGAACCGACUCACUGGCGACGCCCCCAGCCCGCGCCCACCCCACCUCUCACCCCGAAACCCCAGACCCCGCGCGUCCUCCACAAAAUAAAACGGUUUAACCGCCGGCUCUGCCUUUGCCUUC